UGAUGAGGUGAGCCACAACAGACUUUGUAUUGAGCCUUGUGUCACGUGUACAAGGUAUUAAUUGACGUCGCAGUUAUCAAACACUACCUGAACUUCUUCAUUUACUACACGUUCUUCUAUGUACGGUAAUUAUCCAAUUCAUUGGCCUGAACGUGAUUUAAGAAUAUUGCACUUCCAAGAGUCUCAUUGUCCAGGGUGGUGAUCAAUCCCACAUGGUUGUUAGUUAUUGUAUUUCAUAGGAAUGUGUGGAUGUGUGGUAGAGUUGACAUUCCACAAUUAAGAUUCCAUUUUGAGAAGAUUCGAAUACUUACGCGUACUAAAAUACCACUAUAUGCUCUAAAUCUUUCUACCAAUUCGUGUUAGUAAAAGCCCUUGGUCUUACGUUCAAAAGUAAAGGUUUUCAACUCAUAAGCAACCAAUACGGAUUUGAUUUUGUUAAUUAUAAUAGAACUAACACCAACAAUAUAGGUCACUCCCUUCGCUUCGUGUUCCUAGAAGUUUAUGAGGGAUUUCGCUGUGAGUCUGGUGAUGGUCACUGUAGAAACUAAACUAAAACGAAGGUAGAUAUUUUAAAAACUAUUUCAGGGCAUCUUUUUUAUUGCACUUUACACAGUAUAAUAAUCAGAUCUUGAUUCAAAGUCUCGAUUGUGUUUUUUUCUGUUCUUGUGUGAUUUAUUUAAUUAUUAAUCAAUGCGAAAUUAUGGUUCUUCUACAAAUUAAUCCCGACUGUUACUCGCUGUGUAGUCUUCCCCCACUCUGUCCUGUUGUGUACCCGACCCUGUUGUUAGCUGUUGGUGUUAACUGCCCCGUUAGUGUUCACAAUCAUCUACCGGUCGGUCAUUAUGGCUACGAUAAACCGGUUACAAUGUACCUAGUUCUGACGUGUACCCUGACUGUACCCUUACCUACUCUGUACCCUGACGUGUUCUCUAUCUUGGCCUAUACUGCACCGUGACUUAUCUGUAUCUUGGGGCCUACUGUACCGUGACCUAUCUGUACCUAGGGGGUCACUGUACCGUGACCUAUACUAAAUCAUGGCCUCUACUAUUCAUUGACAUAUUAAUAUCUGACCUAUAGUGUACCCUGACCUGUAGUGUGUACCCUGACCUGAAGUGUGUACCAUAACCUGUAGUGUACCAUGACCUGUAGUAUCACUGACCUGUAGUGUACCCUGACCUAUAGUGUACCCUGACCUGUAGUGUACCCUGACCUGUAGUGUACCAUGACCUGUAGUAUCACAGACCUGUAGUGUACCCUGACCUGUAGUGUACCCUGACUUGUAGUGUACCCUGACCUCUAGUGUGCCCUGAUCUGUAGUGUACCCUGACCAUAUUAGUGAGUCUUGUUAUGAAGAGAUUCCAUUCCGUCCCACUGAGUGUCGCCUACGCAUGAGAGUGAGUACAUAGAGUCCCCAGAGGAAUCCCUAGUGUCCUUAUCCAUGAGUAGGACUCCUAUAGACGGUCUUGAAGGAUCCUAAAGCCUGGGCGACGUCUUGCAGGAGAAUGUAGCAACAGCCUCUUAUUCAUGCUCGAGCUCCUCCUCCUCCUCCUCCUCCUCCUCCUCCUCAUUUAGUCUCACCACCAUUAUCCUAAUAUCCUGUAGAUGAGGUUCUCUGUAGGAGUGGAACAUUGAUAACGUUUUGUGUGGGAAAUUAAACCCUGAUCCUACAGAGUGCCGUGGGCCUCUAUGCUUGUUAUACAUUCUUCAUGACUUUUUUUUGUGUUUUAACCCCAUUUUUUGCUGAUACCUUCUCAUGUUCUAUAAUAUUUGUAUCAGUUGUAUGAUGUGCUUCUUCUAUACCUGAUAUCCUGCUCUGAUAUACAGGACAAGCUGAGCCAAGCGUUUUCUCAUCUUCUUUUUUCUUUUUCUUUUUUUAACCUCUUGUACCUUUCUGUCUGUUCCCUCUUCUUUUUUAUCUCCUCCUUCUACAGCUCCUUUUCUCCUCUUACUUCAUUUCUCUGCGCAGUCUGGCAUGACGUCCCUGCCCUUAAUUUUCCAGGCAAUCUGCUUCUAUGCGCCGAGGUGGAUGUGGAAAAAUUGGGAAGGUGGCAAAAUCCAUGCCUUAAUGAUGGAUUUGGACGUGGGUAUCUGUUCCGAAGUGGAGAAGAAACAGAAGAAGAAGCUGCUACUGGACUACCUCGCCGACAACCUCAAGCAUCACAACUGGUGGGCCUACAGAUACUUCUUCUGCGAGCUGUUGGCCUUCCUCAACGUCGUGGAUCGACCGCUUCCUAGGCAACACCUUCCUCACCUUCGGUCUGGACGUGAUCAAGUUCAUGGAGGACGACCAGGAAGUGAGGAUUGAUCCCAUGAUCUUCGUGUUCCCGCGCAUGACCAAGUGCUCCUUCAGUAAGUUCGGUACUGGGGAGCUCGAGAAAUACGACUCCCUCUGUAUCCUCCCCAUCAACAUCGUCAACGAGAAAAUCUACAUCUUUCUCUGGUUUUGUUUUGUUGGUGUUCCUGACGUUCUUCGUGUUGCUCUACCGCCUCAUGAUCAUCCUCAGUCCGCGGAUGAGGGCCUACCUCUUGUGUCUACGCUUCGCCUUAUCAACAAGGAAGUCAUAAACACCAUAGUCAGGAAGAGCAAGAUGGGCGACUGGUUCCUCUUCUAUAUGUUGGGACAGAACGUCGACACGCUUAUAUUCAAAGAAGUGAUGCACGAACUGGCUAAGAGACUUGGCCACGCAUCUAAAGACUUUGGAGAGCCAUGAGCACCGUGUAAAUAGCCACAGGGUGUUUACCACGAACGUCUGUGAUCCUAACACACCUAGUUUAAGAUAGUGUCGCGGUCAGCGGAGACCGAGCCGCCCCUCCUGAGCUGCUGUGUCCUUCCAACACCUUACCGCCAGUGUGACGAUCACCCCGGCCCGCCAAGCUCCCGCCACACCCUCAACAAUCCCGACACUGUUGCCACCUUUACAUUCAGCUUGGCACUGUCCUGCUAGCUCACCAACUAGCUUGCUGCAUAUUGACACUUCUGUGAUCACUCUUACACAGUUUUGUUAGCUCUAAAUCUGUCAGUGUUACACAGUGUUACCGACUUGACAAGCACCCUGACAAAAUGUUGCCACCACCACAAUGAUGCUAACCUCUCAGCAUUGCCAGCCCCUUGUCACAGUCAUAUUGGCAGUGUUAACAUCACCAUAGCCAACCUGACAAAAGUAUUGCCACCAAGGGACCUUACAUAUUGCCUCACCUAGCAUUAUCACCUACAAGCUUGACCUACAGCUUGAUCAAGUUUUGCCAGCCACAUCCAAGGCCACAUUUGACUACCACAAGCUUGUGCUCCCCCCCCCCCCACUCCCAAUGCACUAGCACCCACCACAAACUACACCAAUAAAUUAGCCUGGCAAGAUGAUGUCACCCCAAGUUUCAUUCAGAAACGGAUAAAUUUAAUGAAGUAAAUUGAUCUCCAACAGAGCCUCGGCUGGUGGCCACUGUACUCAGACUUGGCUUGUUGGGGAAGCACACAUACGCACAUGUAAGACACUUACACGCAAACACAUGUUCAUGUAAACUUGCGCAGAUGUAAACACACGCACAUGCUCACGCAAAAUGUCAAACAUAGAUGCAUAAGGUGGUACACUGCUGCUGGGACACCCAAGACUGUCCGACUCGGCCACCAUGUGUCUGCUCAUCCUAUGUCGAGGAGAAGUUUUGGUGAUUGGUGUGCCUAUGGUGAUUGGUGUGCCUAUGGCGAAAAUUCUGGUGAUUUGACCUUUAAACGAAGAAGAAAACUGUGGUGAUUUGACAUUUUGCGAAUAAUUAUGACGAUGCACUUGUCUCGAGUCAAAUUAAAGGUGAUCCAGGUGUUCACAGCAAAAAUCAGUGAUGGUGUAAGUGUUAAAGGUGACAAAAAUUCUGGUGAUCCCUUUGAAAAAGUUUUGAACAAAUAACUUUUUUCUACUCGCUUGAAAAACAAAAAUUCAUGAUCUGAGAACUCUCCAUAUUUAAGAGAAAUUUUUGAUCAGAGAGCUCGUGCCAUAUGUUGAGUGAAAAUUUGUGAUCCAAGAGCUCAUAUCGCGUGAGAAAAAUUUGUGAUUUAAGAAAUGUUUAACAUUAGUGCAGAGAAUCAUGGUGGUGAUGUGAGACUGAGUGUGCUGAGUCUACUGCUGUUGCUUAAGGUGCAAACACACACACACACACACACACGCACACACGCAGCUCACCCAUAAACCUGUAAGUGAAGGAAAAAGAAGCAACAGAAAGAUCACUGUUAAUACUGUCCAGAUAUUGCUGAUAUUUUUUCAUAUCAUUAUUAGUAGUUUUAAAGUGAAUCUGAAAUAAGUCAAGACUUACACGGGGGUGAGUGGGCAAUGUUAGAGAAAAUAUUGAAAACUGAUGUGUAGAGUAGUGGUGAGAGCCGGGAGGUGGUAGUGGGUGUAGCACUGAGGGGCAGCCCAGAUCCCCCUACACACGCACACCACUUCCUUCAUGCCCUCGUCACACACCACCCACUCCCGCAGUCAGCUCACACUAUACCCUUACUCACGUACACAGACUGUGGGAACUUUUGUUUUUCUUAAGAAUGGGUUUCAACGCCGCCUAUGGUCGGUAUCAUUAAGUUUAUAUUCAGGAACUUGACUCCACUGUUUCGACAGCCAAAUGAGGGUGGUAGUGAUGAUGUGCUGAGCCGGUGGUGAGUGUACGACAACACAUGGAGGGAGGUGGUGCCUCUGGUGAAGACGACUCUAGCUGGGUCGUCUGGUGAACACACUCAGCUACAUUAGCUGGGCUGUGUUACCCGUUAUAGCAUCUCCAGUUUAGACUCCACUGUUUCUGGUCACUUAAAACAUCUUUCCUUGUUCACAGUUUCUCAUAUUUUCCUGGAUCGUAUGUGUACAGAAUCGUUUUUUGCUCCUAGAAUUACAAAAAAAAAAAAUAUUGUCCUUAAUCAUAAAGUUUUGGCUUAAUAUCUAAGCUUAUUUUAGCUCCCACAUUUGUAAAUAUCAACCUGUUUUUUAGCCUCCAGGACUUGUCAUUCGGUGUGGCAUUAUGUGACAGAUUUAUGAACUUGUGGAGUAAAAGUAGAAUUUUCAAAAUAAAAUUUUUACUUUAUGCAGUUUAGAAAAAAAAAAUAUAUAUAUAUAUAUUAUAAUAAGAUAGUUUUCUCUAACAUUUUGAAGAACUCUUUUAAAAGUUCUACAAACUACUGAUGAUCGAUCAGCUCCCAUAAAAGAUGAAUUUUAAAGUCUUAUUCGUAGAGAACAUAGCUCUAGGUACCGUAGUGUUGUGCUAGUCUCUUAAGCCACUAGCUCAUAACUUAUUGAUUUAUGCUGCUCAAUUUAUGGUAGGGUCAGCCACUGUGGAUCUUGGGAGACCGUUGUAGUCAAACCUAUUUUAUCUUGUUUAUGUAUAUGAAAAAUACGUUUAACUACAACCUAUCACAAUGAUCUCACAAAAUCUGAUCUCAAUCUCGUUCUUGCAACCAGGUUAGAUGUCGUGUGGACAACUAGUGAAGCUUUGAAGGUAAAUUGUAGGUUUCGGGGUAGGUUGGUUCUCAUGCUAAAGGACUUAAGAUUUGUUUCACAGCUGUUGAUCCAUGUAUUUUAGUCUUGAGAACUCUGCCAUUAACCAUUGUCCUGCACCGAAUCCUUUCAUAUAUUGAGUUUCCUCUAAGUAGUUCAAUAUUCCCAUAGGUUGCUAAAUUGCUUCAAAUAUUUCAGAAGUUAAGUAGAUUGGGCAAUUGAGAGCUGUUAAUUUUCUACCCUUACGAUGAGUCGCUAUCUCUAGCCUGAGUUCAGUUCUAAAGGCUAAGUCGUUAUGCAUGGUGAUCCUACAAAGAAAGCAAUAAUUACUUUUUGUAGAGAGUUCUUCAAUAACAUAACAUCUAUGCACUGCCACCUCUGUAAAUGCACCUUAAUGAUAAUAAUACCAUUAAUAUGACUGUUUGACCCCAUGAGCUGUAAUAUAGCCCCCUCUUAAUCUAGUGCAAUGCCCGUUACGUUACGGAUAACUACUGGUACUACAACACUAUUUUUUGUUACUGUUGUUACCUUGUCGAGGAAGAGUACCGAGUUAUGGACUAAUGUUGGGAGCCUGGGACUGGUACCCCGCUAAUUGCUGUCUGGCCUCACUCCAGGGAAAGUAAAUGUCUCGUUACCACUGAUUUACCAGUUUUAAAUCUGGCAUAAAGAGUAAAGACGUGGGUAGUUGUUGGUGCCAUAUUAGUGGUUGGUGAGGACAGCAAAGCGGGCAUCCUGCGCUCCCACAUCCAUACUGUUACAGUUAUUUACACUAUUUUAAUGACAUCCAUUUGUAAAGAAGGCAAGACUACCGCCUACAUUAUUAGGUGACCUGGAGCAUACCUAACUUUACUCUACAUGUAAAUAUGUGUAUGUGGUAAAGUUGAUGUAUACAGCACAGUAGGUGAUCCAUACUUAGAUGUGUUCUGGGCGUUUGUGUGACGACCCAACUGGCGAUGGUUUUCCCGUCUUGCUUGUUGUGCCUUUCUGUUGAUUUAGUCUGUAUGGCUCCACCACACUGUUAUACACGCUGUAGGUAGGCAGUUCUUUACAUCCACGGGCAGGCAUGGGUGCACGUCGCUGCUAAGGGCCUCGUACAACUUGCACCGCGAUGGUCUCUAUCUGGCAAUCCCCAUCCCCUCACACCCUCCACCUUCAGCAAUCGCUACACUCCCAGGUUUUGUUAACUCAUUGCCGUAGUCGAAUUCCCUCCUCAGCUGAUGGCCGCUUCUGGGGGGGCUCAUGAAGAGAGAGCCUAACACCCAUGUUGUGGCCUUGCCUUGGGUACAGGCUAGGUAUACAGUAACUGAUAUGAUGCAUUCUGUAUGUUUAGCCAUAAAUGAGAAUCAUGCUGAAUGGUACAGCAACCUGUGAAUAUUUGGUUUCUUAAAUAACUAUAUUUUGUGUAGACUUUGGUUCACCUUCUGUAGUCAAUCAGACAAAACUUUGGCCUGGGUGUCAACUCUAAGCUGUGGCAUAGAGGAAUGGGAAAAAUAUGGGGUAUCAUAAGUUAAGAAUGAAUGUUUAUGAUUAUUUAGAAAUUGAAAUGUAUAGCAUGUCGACAAUAAGUCCUUUUAAACAUUUUUCUUCUUUUUUUUAUUUUAAAUUUUCUUUGGUCAUUUAAAUUAAUUCUAGUUUUAAGAAAUAACAUCGGGAUCUUUAAGCGCCUUUACCGACCUAUGAAUGAGUGUGUGAAGCAUGCCUGUCGCCCACCACAACACAAACAUUUGCGUCACUCACACUUGUCACUCGACACUUGCGUCACCCUCACGCUUAAACACAACUUACAACCUGUAAAUUUACUCAUUGUCUCAUAACGAUAGUCACUUAGCAGAUUGUCCAUGUAAAUAUUGAAGUACUUAUACAGUCGUCAUAUCUCAUCUCUUAACACUACACACAAUACUGCAUCCUACAGCCACAUUCCCUCAACUUGUACUGAAGGUUGGCGUCACUUGUGCGCCGCGCUUUAGGUUAUUCAUCGUUUUAAAUGUUAUUUAGUGCAGAUACAGUAUAGUUAAUUUACAACGUGUUAGAAAUUUUCAUUAGUCAUCUGGUAGCAAGGUGAUAUAGAAAGCUAUGGACUGUGAUUACACAGUUAUAUCGCUCCUCAUCAAGGGAAUUUCCAUGUUUACUAACUAAGAGUAAUGUACAUUAUUUAUCCACAACCAACAUCUGUGUGGAGUGUGCGAGGCCCGAGCAGCGACCCUGCGCUGUGACUGGUGGCGCUUGUCCCCUAAGUGCUGCACAGAAAAUGUGAUACGACCGGUCGUUAUGAGUCGCACGCACGCAGUAAAUCACCACCCUCAGCAGCCGUACACGUAACACAAGGUCAUGAGCUUAUUUGGAGAAUGCAUUCAAAGGCUUGAAACCGGCGGUCGUGUCACAAACCUUGGCAAGUCCCCACACAAGGCAGGAUACAAUGAAGCAACACAUUCGGCCACAAUGAAACAUAGCUCCUAGAUCUGAAAAUGAUAUCAAGCGAUUAACAUCUAAACCAAGAAUAUCACAACCCUGAGGUUUUCAUGGUAUUUUUUCUGUGGCGGCACUGCUAGAAGGUCCUGGUCACGGUUCAUACUGUGCCUUCCUAGCCACCACCUCGUGCCUUGUUAUAGUGACCAUGUAUCCCCAAGGUUCGUAUGGUUUACCUUCCACCAGCGCUAUCUGCUUGAACCGUUUUCUGUAAUACCAAUGUAGGACUAGUUAUAGAAAAGGAAGUAGCGCUUACCUUCCCUAACUUUGCAAAAUAUAUUUUGAAACGUAAAACUCUUAUGCAUAAUUGACCUCGAGUAUAUCUAUAUAUAUAUAUAUAUAUAUAUAUAUAUAUAUAUAUAUAUAUAUAUAUAUAUAUAUAUAUAUAUAUAUAUAUAUAUAUAUAAAACCAUCAAUUAACUAAUUAUAUGCAGUAUGAACAUAUUACCAUCGAACGCCAACGGUCGCAGCCCCAAGAGAGCUGGUGGACGGAUUUCAAAUGGACCUUGUCACCGAUACAAACAAAUAAAUUGUUACCGAUUGUUGUACAAUUGCGGUGUGUCACGUAUGAUUUAUGCAAAUAUGAUUUUAAUGAGUUUACAAGUUUUGUUCGUAUUAUUGCUUGUUCAGUUAUUUUUCAUAAUAUACUCAGAUUGUUUCACGUUUUGUCUUCUCCACCACCACGCGUGUCCUCGUAUGGUGUCAAGAAGAUAUGGUGCCCACCUGGAAAGUGUUAUCAAAAUCUCAAAUCAAAAUUUUGCCCCCGAUCUACAUAUGUAUAAAUAGUAAAGUUCAUCAAAUUGCUAGCUGCCAUGACAACCAGUCACAUUCUCCGCAACAUGCUGUAAAUAACCCCGCUUGUGAGGCACUACAAUUAGACACAUAGCAGUAGGUUUAAGAAAGUUCCUCAAAGGCAUUUCCGAUAUACUUGUAAAAGUAGUGUGAAUUUCGCUAGAUGCAUUUGUAAGAGGUUAGCUUCUGACUGAGCAGGAGAUACCAUAGCAGGAGCAGUUCUCAGUAGCAGUUUAGUGUGGGCAGAGUAGACCUCCACUGUGUGGAAUACCAGUAAUCAGUCUUCGUCGUGGUUCGACUGUCUGCGUCGGAGUUAUGGUAGCGCCCUAGUUCCUGCUAAGAGGACGUGUUCAUUAGUUUCUCUUGGGAGGAACGGCGCUCUGUGGAUCGGGGUAACUAUGCUAUUUUGUAUGCUCUUGAGUCUUGACAACUCUUCACGUGGAAGCUUGAAAGAUCUCAGGGCACCGAAAAUGUGGCUUAACAAAAAAACUGACUGUUAAUUGUACAGGUCUGUGCGUUGUUUGUCUCUGUUGACCAGUGUCUGAAGCGCUAUAAGUUGCACUGAGUCUUGCCCACUUGUUGUGUUGCCCAAGUUUGUGUGUGUACCUCUAACAUGUUUGUUUUGCCUGUGACGCUUUUAAUUUUAUCUAAUCGCACCCAAGUUUAGAAGAAAAAGCAUUAAAAGGAAUAUAAGCUUAAUAAUAUUAAAUGAAGCCAACAUACUGCCUACAGGUGAAGUUUGAUGCGUUACAUUCCAGCCGAACAUGAACAUCCAUCAAGCCCCUCUCUUGUUUUGACCAGUUCCCUGAACCAAUCGUGAAUGAUGCAUAUCACACCCAUGUCGCCCUGGACGCUGGUUGUCACAAACAGCAGCUUUUCUGCACCAGUGUUUUCCUAUGAAGGACUCCGUAAGGCACCCCAGGCGGCCACCACCAGGCUGGGCGGGCCGCUCUGGGAGCCUUCAGCGUGACAACGGAGCGUCCACGGCUGCGCUGACUAUCAGCCCGCGACCCGGCGGCCCCGCUUGAAUCAGGUUGGGCCGCACCGGGCCGCCCCACACGCAGGACCGCACUCCGUGCGGCCAAACUCGUGCUUUCAAAGCUGCGUGAGUAGAAGGCACAAAGAGUAUCGAGAGCCGCGCGUGUUGCUGCUGUCUGGGGCUCGGUGAGGGUCGGGCCAGGUGACACUGGAGCAUCCCUCUUGCCUGUUAUGAGACCGCCAGUAGCCCGGCCCGCGCCUGGCCCGCCAACUGCCAUUUACUCCUGGCUGGGUCCUGCUGGCCCGCGGGAGGGGCGGCCAUAGCCCAUCACCAGGAUCAAGGGCUCGGUUUGCCAGUUCGCUCCCGCCAUGUUUGUUUAUCCCCACGUUACUCGCCAAGUUACCAAGUUUGUGAUUCAAAACUUUUAGGUAUUUUACUUGAAUUGCUGUAGAUGAAGUGUCCUGCUAGGCUUCAUGCUAGUGCCUGCCGCCCAGCCGCCGGUGAGCUGCCCAGCCGGCCCGCGCCAGGAGCCCGGCCCGCACCGGCCCGCCCACUGUGAGGGGUGGACCCCAGCUGCCGCCCCUGCAGCCUGCAGGGGCGGUGGCGGCCCGGGCAGAGGACGCAUGUCAACAUAUCGCCCGGGAGGGUAUCGUAGUGCGCUAGGACGUGCCAGAUAUCACUAGGGACGUCUUUUUCCAUGUGUGUGGAUCUUAUGGAGUGCAAGUUAUUUUGAUGAUCAUUAUUGCCAUUAUGGUUAUCAAUAAUAAUAAUAUUAUUAUUACCAUAAUUAUUAAAUAAGACAUGCCACAUCGUACCACUUGUAGAUAAUGAUUUGUAUCAGAACAAUAAAAAGCAAUAGUA
Messenger RNA from Homarus americanus (American lobster), 10566 nucleotides. RefSeq names its product innexin shaking-B-like. The record is from RefSeq and is a predicted model, not a curated record. NCBI's taxonomy places the organism in Eukaryota, Metazoa, Arthropoda, Malacostraca, Decapoda, Nephropidae. Gene Ontology annotation, cellular component: plasma membrane; gap junction. Gene Ontology annotation, molecular function: gap junction channel activity.